AUGUGGGCCCUGCAGGAGCUCGCAAAGGUGCUGGUUCUGCACCUCUGUGUCUUCCCUUGCCGUGCCCCAGCCUCGGGUCCUCAUGUUUGCGCUUCUCCAUCUGGAGAGGUGCCCCCUGCGGCUGCCAGCACAGCUGAUCCUGGCCUUCGUGGUGUCUCUGCUUUUUGGUACCUCAUCAGAGUCAACUUCUCCGAAGAUCUAAGCAGUGUGUUAGAAACUGGAGAGGAAUCACUUUCCACAAAAUACGGACAAUCCAUCCCAUCCUCUCACCUGCCGGCAGGUAGCUCAGCCCGAGGACGCUGGCUCCCUCACACUGCCAUCCCUUCUCAUGUGCAGCAGCCAAAGACAGCCUCUCACAACAACGCUAGCUGGCCCACGGAUGCCAACGGGUCCCUGGAACAGUUACCUAGCGGGGGAAGCCUGUACUACAAGGGGCUUACCCUCCAAAACAAAACUUCCAGGUUUUUGGGGGGGAGCAGGAGGGCCUCCCUUGCAGCUCUUUGGAUGACUGUUAAGUGUGGUGAGCGGCCCUUCAUGGUGAAAUCCAUUUCCAGUGACUAUGAUGAUGACGCAACGCCUGCAGCUUGGACAGAUGCCAACAGGGUGCCUUUCCUGAGGACAGCAGUGAAUGAUUCUGAGCCUGAGUCGGCUUUACUGCACCUGAAUGCUGGUAUCGUCGAGAGCCAGAGACUGAAAGCCAAACUGAAUAUCAGCAUAGUUGUUGGUCAGAAAGGGCUCUGCAGAGAGAAGGAUCAGGACAAAAGCUGGACGAGCGCCGCGGCCCACGAGGAAGCAGCCUUCGACCGCACAGUGGAAGAACGGGUGGCCCACGAGGAGCACAAAAUAUGGGCUGACUGGGUGCUGACCCAGGCCCUGGAGCGGCCCGGCCUGGCUGCCCAGUGGCUUCCAGACGUCACCAGACCAGAAGGGAAAGAUCUCAGCAUCCACCGACUUGUCCUGGGGACACACACGUCGGAUGAACAACAUCUUGUGGCGGCCAGUGUGCAACUCCCUGAUGAUGAUGCUCCGUUUGAUGCGUCACACUACGACAGUGAAAAAGGAGAAUUUGCAGGUUUGGGUUCGGUGAGGGGGAAAAUUGAAAUCGCAAUCAAGAUCAGCCGUGAAGGAGAAGUCCACAGGGCCUGUCAUCUGCCCCAGGACCCUUGCAUCACUGCAGCAAAGACUCCCUCCAGCGAUGUUCUUGUUUUUGACUAUACAAAACAUCCUUCUAAACCAGCCCCUUCCGGAGAGUGCAACCCAGAUUUCCGUCUUCGUGGGCAUCAGAAGGAAGGCCGGGGGCUUUCUUGGAACCCAAAUCUCAGUGGGCACCUACUUAGUGCUUCAGAUGCCCAUACCAUCUGCCCGUGGGACAUCAGUGCCACUCCAAAGGAAGGAAAAGUAACGGAUGCGAAGACCAUCUUUACAGGGCAUACAGCUGUUGUAGAAGAGGUUUCCUGGCAUCCGCUCCAUGAGUCUCUGUUUGGGUCAGUUGCUGAUGAUCAGAAGCUUAUGAUUUGGGACACUCAUUCAAACAAUGCUUCCAAACCAAGCCACUCAGUUGAUGCUCACACUGCUGACGCGAACUGCCUCUCUUUCAAGCUUUAUAGCGAGUUCAUUCUUGCCACAGGAUCAGCUGACAAGACUGUUGUUGAUCGGAGAAAUCUGAAACUUAAGUUGCAUUCCUUUGAGUCACACAAGGAUGAAAUAUUCCAGGUUCAGUGGUCACCUCACAAUGAGACUAUUUUGGCUUCCAGUGGUACUGAUGGCAGACUGAAUGUCUGGGAUUUAAGUAAAAUUGGAGAAGAACAAUCCCCAGACGAUGGGCCACCAGAGUUGCUGUUUAUUCAUGGUGGCCACACUGCCAAGAUAUCUGAUUUCUCCUGGAAUCCCAACAAACCUUGGGCGAUUUGUUCUGUAUCAAAAGACAAUAUCAUGCAAGUGUGGCAGAUGGCAGAGAAUAUUUAAGAUGAAGACCCUGAAGGAAGCGUGGAUCCAGAAGGACAAGGGUCCAGACAUGUCUGUAAUUCCUGUGAUUCUAGACUUCCCUUUUUUUCCUCUCUAUCCUGA
This is a messenger RNA of Carlito syrichta (Philippine tarsier), 2067 nucleotides long. Its product is annotated as histone-binding protein RBBP4-like. Lineage: Eukaryota; Metazoa; Chordata; Mammalia; Primates; Tarsiidae. Gene Ontology annotation, molecular function: histone binding. The record is from RefSeq and is a predicted model, not a curated record. Gene Ontology annotation, biological process: regulation of gene expression. Gene Ontology annotation, cellular component: NuRD complex; ESC/E(Z) complex; nucleus.